AUGAUCGGGCCAAAGUGUUUGAUCCAGUCCAAUUAGAAAAUCACAGGCUAAAGUUAUUGGCCCAAAUUGUUUGAACCAGUCCAAUUAAAUGACUUCGGUAUACCAAUUCAUCCGAUCUACCAUCUCUCUCUCAGCCCGACGGUCUUACGCUAUAUCUUGCUCUCUACGUUUCCAGCUCUUCUUCCCCUUAGGUCGGACGCACUCUACACCACUCCGUUCGUCUAAUAUCCCGAGAACAUAUAGUGACGUUUCAAAAUAUUCCAUGGGAGACAGUCAGUACUCAUUCUCUCUUACCACUUUCAGCCCUUCUGGAAAACUAGUUCAGAUUGAACAUGCCUUAACUGCGGUUGCUUCUGGCCAAACAUCUUUAGGGAUAAAAGCUUCUAAUGGUGUCGUUAUUGCCACUGAGAAGAAACUACCAUCCAUUUUGGUUGAUGAAACUUCUGUGCAAAAGAUUCAGAUCCUGACACCAAAUAUUGGAGUUGUAUACAGUGGCAUGGGACCUGAUUCUCGAGUUUUGGUUCGGAAAAGCAGGAAGCAAGCUGAACAAUAUCAUCGUCUCUAUAAAGAACCAAUCCCUGUCACACAACUUGUGAGAGAAACUGCAGCAGUGAUGCAGGAAUUCACUCAAUCAGGUGGUGUAAGACCAUUUGGUGUUUCUCUCUUGGUUGCUGGGUACGAUGAUAAAGGUCCUCAGCUCUAUCAGGUAGAUCCUUCCGGAUCAUACUUCUCUUGGAAGGCCUCAGCCAUGGGGAAGAAUGUGUCUAAUGCAAAGACAUUUCUUGAGAAGAGGUAUACAGAAGAUAUGGAACUUGAUGAUGCUGUACACACUGCUAUUCUGACACUUAAAGAGGGGUUUGAAGGGCAAAUUUCUGGUAAAAACAUUGAGAUUGGAAUAAUUGGUGCUGACAAAGUGUUCAGAGUUCUUACGCCAGCUGAAAUUGAGGACUAUCUUCAAGAAGUUGAAUAGAGGUUUUUCCUUGAGAGAAGAAGUCUAUUUAUGCUUUCAACUGCAAAGGUCUGUAUUUCGAUGACCAAAAAUCAGACUUGUUGUUUCGAGAUACGUCAAUUCAGACUCUUGAGCUGCCAAACCUGGUCUGUUCCAUUUGGUGGUGGUCAUGUAUAUCUUGAAGAUGUUUUUUUCUUGACAUUUUAUGUGGUGGUUGUUUAAUGGCAUUGUCCCGUGUAAUCGCUCCUAAAUACUUGUGUACUGAACUUGAUAAUUUCUUCAAUAACUUUGGUUCAACAUUCCCUCUAGUUUUUAAUUAAAAGUCAAAGUUUGGAUUUGCUUCUUGUGAUAAUCACCCAUCUCCCUUAGGUUCUCUACUGCCUGCAUGCUGCAUGCUGCAUGCUGCAUGCAUCUGUUUAAAAAGUUUGGAGCACUUAAAUGCAAUCAAGCCGUUGACGUGAUG
Messenger RNA from Cuscuta epithymum, 1412 nucleotides. NCBI's taxonomy places the organism in Eukaryota, Viridiplantae, Streptophyta, Magnoliopsida, Solanales, Convolvulaceae. The record is from the annotation of a GenBank genome assembly.